Molecule: messenger RNA, 3476 nt
Organism: Styela clava
Lineage: Eukaryota; Metazoa; Chordata; Ascidiacea; Stolidobranchia; Styelidae
Product: spliceosome associated factor 3, U4/U6 recycling protein-like
Biological process (GO): RNA processing
Molecular function (GO): protein binding; RNA binding
Source: RefSeq, a predicted model, not a curated record
UCUUUGUUAUAAAGUCUUAAAAAUGGAGGAUGAGGAGAGAAUGGAGGAGGAAGAUAGAGAAGAAGAUGAAUUAUCAAGUGAUGAGGAUGUUGAGGAAGAAUCCUUGAAGGAAAUUGAGGAAUUGAAUGAGAAAUUGUCCAGAUCUCCAUUUGACUAUCAUUCUCACAUCACACUUAUUAAACUUCUGAGGAAAACUGGAGAACUUGAAAAAUUAAGAGAUGCUCGUAAUGUUAUGGCAAAGAUAUUUCCACUAACUCAGGCUCUCUGGUUGGAGUGGAUUGAAGAUGAGAAAAAAUAUGCGGAAUCGGAAGAAGAUCAUAAUAGAAUUGUUGAAUUAUUUGAGAAAGCUGUCAAGGAUUACAUAUGUCCAGAGGUAUGGCUCGAAUAUGCUCAAUAUUCUAUAAGAUGGUUGGGUUCAGAAGAUGGUUUGAAUAGAAUUCGUGAUGUUAUGGAAAGAUCUAUAACAGCCGUAGGCCUACAUGUAACAGAAGGUGCUGCGUUAUGGGAAAUGUACAGAGAAUUUGAAAAUGCAAUGUUACAAAAUUUACAGCCUGCUCCUGGAAGUGUACCGACAGCCGAACAACAAGAAAAAAUCAAAAAACAAUCGAAUAAAAUAAAAACUCUCUUCAAGCGACAACUCGCCAUUCCCCUGCUAGAUAUGCAAACCACAAUGCAAGAAUAUAUUGAAUGGUGUGAAGAUGAAAUUGACUCAAACACUAAAGUUAUGUAUGAAAAAUCACUCAAACAAUUCGAAGAGUUGAAACCAUUUGAAGAUGCAUUGCUACAGGCUGCAUCACCCAAGUUAGAGGAAUAUCAAAAUUACAUUCAACAUGAGAUCAAAUUAGGAGCUCUGGAAAGAGUGCAAUGUAUUUAUGAAAGAGCAUUGGUUGAAAAUUGUUUGAAUUCUGAUUUCUGGAUACAAUAUUUGAAAUAUAUGAGUUAUCAGAUUCACUCGCCGAAAUUACUGGUAGAUGUCCAUCUCAGGUCAGUCAGAAAUUGUCCAUGGACCGGUCAAUUGUGGGUUUUAUAUUUAUUAGCACUGGAGAGAAAUAAUGCAAAUAAAGAAAAGUUGAAUGAUGUUUUCGAAGAAGCGCUAUCUUCCGGAUUUACAUCAGCUAGUGAAUAUGUUGAAUUAUGGCGGACAAAAUGCUCUCAAAUGAGGAGAAGAAUUUCUAAUGGUCCAGAAGAAAUGGAAGAGUUGAGAGAAAUCUUUGUUAAAGCAACUAACUACAUCAAUGAUAAAUUAUAUCCAGCAUUUGAUGACACCGGAGAUGACAAUUAUUCAAUGUGGACAUUCUGGGCAAGAUGUGAAGCUGGAUGCUUAAAAAAUCAUAAUAAAGCUGUUGAUAUUUUACAAACACUAACUCAAGACAAUGCAGAUGCAAGAAGAAAAAUUUGUAUUUGGAGGGAAUGGUAUAAUAUUGAAAGGUUGUAUGGCGGAGAUGACAAACUUGAUAAAUGCAGAUCUAUAUUACGACAAGCUGUACAGAAUUGCGCAAUACUUCCUAACAGUGAAAGAGGUGGAAUACCAGAUGCAGAAGUUGCUUGUGAGAUGCUACUCGAUUUCGAGAGAGAGUUUGGUAAUAUUGAAGAGAUGGAUGAAUCGAGGAGGCGUGUCACAAAUAAAAUGUCAAAGGUCACAAAAAGGAGAGAAAAGGAUGCUGCUUCUGCCUCUGCAUACAUCCAGCGUCCUAGAAAAAAGGAAUGGCAACCAAGACAACAGAAGGGAAACAAACAAUCUGGACCAAUGAAAAGAAAAAGUUCUGGAGAAGACAAAAGUCAUGAUAAAAAAGGAGAUCAUGGUGGAUAUCAUGAAGAACAGAAACGAAUGAAAACUGAAGAAUCUCCCUCAACGUCGAGUAGUGGAUUCAAGACUCCAGCAGGCCUUCCAGUACGAUACGGUAAUGAAUCAAAAUCUCCAUCCAAACCAACAGCAGUGUCCUCAACAGGUUCAAAACCUCCACCAGGCUUCAAAGGUCCACCUCCUGGAUUUAAAGCACCUCCACCUCCUGGAUUCAAAAAUAAGCCGCCUCCCGGGUUCAAGGGUCAGAUUAUGCCUUCUGAUCGGAAUAAUAACAAAUCGCAAGAUAUAUCUUCCCAUGAUGCUGAACCUGAAUCAGAUAAUAAAACUAUAUUCGUCAGCAAUCUGGACUUCAAACUAGAAAAUAUAGAAGAGAAAUUACAGGAGAUUUUCAGUAAGUGUGGAAAGAUUGAUGAAAUUCGUGUUGCCCGAAGUCACAAUGGAAAUUUCAGAGGAUUUGUUUUCAUUCAAUUUACUAAUGAAAAUUCUGCAAAAGAAGCUUUAAAAUUAGACAGACAGCAUAUAAACACUCGUCCAAUGUUUGUAUCUCCUAAUGUUGAUAAGAAAAAACAUCCAAAUUUCAAGAUCUUCAGAUAUGAAGUAGGAUUGGAAAAACACAAGUUAUUUAUUUCCAAUUUAUCAUUCAAAACGACAGAGGAAACAUUGAGAGAAGAAUUUGGCAAACAUGGAACGUUGAAAGCGCUGCGUAUUGUGACAAAUAGAAGUGGACAAUCUAAGGGUUUGGCAUACUUGGAAUAUGAAAACGAAUCUGAGGCAGCUCAGGCUUUAUUAAAAGUUGAUGGAAAAGAGAUUGAUGGAUUCAAUGUUAAGGUUGAAAUAAGUAAUCCACCGAAAAGGAAUCCCCAAAGUGGUGAUCAAAGUAAAUCGUUGUUGGGUGGAGGUGAUGGAAGACAAUUUCAAGGAAGCAGAGGACGUGGACGAACACAGUUGAGUUUGUUGCCGAGAUCAAUAAGCCAAUCAUCAAGUAAAAAGACUCAAAACGGAGACUCUUCAAAUUCGUCGAGUGGUGGCAUGAGCAACAAAGAUUUUGCUAAAUUGUUGAACAAGUGAUGGUUCAAUGAAUAAAAGGUUUAUUUUGGUUGGUUUGCAUUGAGAAUUUAAGAGAUUGGACGAAGGUAAUGAGAUGGUGAUGAAACAUGAUGAGUAAACAUAUUGAAUUAACAUUCCCGCAUGUUCGUGGUUUGUUAGUACUAUCUAGUGUGUUAUCUUGGAAAUACUUCAUCAAAAAUAAACAGAGAUUAUCACCGUGUAAGUUGGUGUGCUGGGUGGGUAGCCCCACUGGUAAUAAUCUGCAAUAUACCGAUAGUUUAGCCUACAAAGUGCUGUGGCUUUGUUUGUUAUCUUGGAAGAAUGCAUUAAAAAUAAUACGAGCUCAUAGCGAGUAACACAGUGUAAGUUGGCUAGACCGGAUCUAUUGCUUCUUGCUAGUUGUGUAUGCAUUACUAUAGCACAAGUUCAGGUACUCGUUCUUCAAUAUCAGAGAUUCAUUUCUGAGAUCGUUGCUGCCUAGUGUCAUGCUAUUUACACACCUUGUUUGUGAUUGUUUUGCAUGGCAUUUCUUGGUGUUUGUCCUGCAGAUGUUUGAUAACAUCCAUGGCAAAUCUUUAAUUUUCAUCUUUUGUAAUAAUACAGAAUAAAAAGGAAGUCUACUCUU